This is a messenger RNA of Chinchilla lanigera (long-tailed chinchilla), 872 nucleotides long. It is a transcript of the gene Ttc32, whose product is annotated as tetratricopeptide repeat domain 32. Bases 140 to 598 code for a protein of 152 amino acids. The transcript is spliced from 3 exons. Lineage: Eukaryota; Metazoa; Chordata; Mammalia; Rodentia; Chinchillidae. The record is from RefSeq and is a predicted model, not a curated record. Gene Ontology annotation, molecular function: protein binding.
CGGGUCCUCAGAAGGCACAAACUUCCUCCUUUCCUUGCGCCAGUUUUGUGGGCAAAUUUAAACACAGAGGCUCGGAAGUGGCUUUAGUCGCUCCGAAAUCUAUACUCAUUCCACAUCGAAAGCCAAGCCUCCGACAGUUAUGGAAGGGCAGCAAGGACAAGAAAGCCAGGCAACCUUAGCAGUCGCUCAGGCGCAUUUCGAGAAGGGGGACUACACGGAGGCCGAGGCGCUGUACUCGGCUUACAUUCGCCAGUGCGCCUGUGCGGCCUCGGCCGGCCCGGGACCCGAGAGCAAAUGCAGCCCUGAGGGUUUGGCUACUGCAUAUAACAACAGGGGGCAAAUCAAGUACUUCAGGGUUGAUUUUUAUGAAGCCAUGGAUGACUACACAUCUGCCAUAGAAGUCCAACCCAGCUUUGAAGUUCCGUAUUACAACAGAGGGCUGAUAUUGUAUAGACUGGGAUAUUUUGAUGAAGCUUUGGAAGAUUUCAAGAAAGUAUUAGAUUUAAAUCCUGGAUUUCAAGAUGCUACUUUGAGUUUAAAACAGACUAUUCUAGACAAAGAAGAAAAACAAAGAAGAAAUAUUGAAAAAAAUUACUAAACUUUUUAAUUUAAUUGAAAUACUAAUUUAUGAUCCUUAUACCUGCAUCUAAUUGGCUGUAAUUUAAGAUAGGCAUUGAACUCUUUUGAUUUAUAUUUAAGAUCAGAGAUUCAUGCAUUAGCAUUGAAAGUUAAUGUUAAGAUUGUUAAUUUCAAGUUGAAAACUAUUUUCAUAGGGCUGAUUUUUAUAAAGUAUAAAUAAGUAAUCUCAAUGUAUAAGUGUGUAUUAUUAUUGUAUAAUAUUUUAAAUAAAUGUGGAAUUCUCUUCAGUAAAA